UAAAGCUCUUAAGUAAAUCAGUCUGUCGCCUUCCCCCUCUACGUUGUCGUCUCGCCGCAAUGACGAACUAUGGAGACCAACACUAUUCUUCUUCAUCCUAUCGAAAGAUUUUCGGGGAUUCCCCGCGUUUUUCGAACACAUCCACCUCCUCCUCCUCGCGCGGGAGAAGCGCUGGAAGUGUGUCUCGCGGCUCAGCUGACACCAGAUCCCUGAGAUCUCUGCAGGGGUCGUCGUCUCGCAACACCGCGUCCGCGUCAUCCUUCGGUUACUAUAGGAGGACCCCGGGUGCCGGGGACUUUGUGGAUUCAACCCAGGUCUCCGCGGUCAACAGCGAGUUCAAACUGGUUCGGACCAGCGAGAAGGAGCAGCUGCAGGGGCUGAACGACCGUUUUGCCACUUUUAUCGACAAGGUCCGGCACCUGGAGCAGCAGAAUAGUGCCCUGGAGAGCGAGCUGGUCACGCUGCAACGCAAACAACAAGAACCGUCGCGCGUCGCUGAGCUUUACCAGGAGGAGCUGCGCAACCUGCGCGCCCAGGUGGAGGAGCUUAACGCCGAGAAGAACCAAGUGCUCAUCGAGCGGGAUAACUUGGAGGAAGAGCACCAAAAGCUCCUCGCCAAAUAUGAAGACGAGGUCAGGGCGCGAAAGGAGGUCGAGCAGACCCUCAAGUCGUAUCGGAAAGACGUCGACGACGCGACCCUCGCACGCCUGGACCUCGAGCGCAAAGUGGACUCGCUGUCGGAGGAGAUUUCCUUCCUGAGGAAGGUGCACGGCGAGGAGAUGCACGAGCUGAGCGCGAUGAUGCACGCCGCGGCGCAGGGGGCGUCCGUGGACGUGGCGAUGCCCAAGCCCGACCUCACGUUGGCUCUGAAGGAGAUACGGAACCAGUACGAGGCAGUGGCGUCAAAGAACCUCCAGUCCUCCGAGGAGUGGUACAAGUCCAAGUUCGCCAACCUGAACGAACAGGCGAUCCGGGGCACCGAGGCGAUGCGCGCCAGCAAGGAGGAGAUCAACGAGUUCCGGAGGCAGCUGCAGUCCAAGACCCUGGAGCUUGAGACGCUGCGAGGGGCCAACGAGUCUCUGGAGAGACAGAUGAGGGAGGCGGAGGACACACACAGUGCGGAGAUAGCCGCCAUGCAGGACACUAUUGGCCACUUGGACAGUGAACUGCGCAACAUGAAGAGUGAGACAGCGCAGCACAUGAGGGAAUACCAGGAGCUGCUCAACAUCAAGAUGGCACUGGACAUGGAGAUCGCUGCAUACAGAAAACUGCUGGAAGGGGAGGAGAGCCACUUCAGUUCGGGCGUCUCGUUUGGCGUGUCCAACCACAGUACCGUGGGCGGCGGCUACGGCUUCCCCCUGCCCCGCUCCUCUCUGAGCUCCACCGGGAGCAGUCGCAGAGAGAAACAAGCCUCCCCAGAGGGGAACACUGCUAAAGAGCCCGGGGAGAUGAAGAACGAUGAUGACGCAGACGUCAACUCCAACAGCUAAACAAACCCAAAGAGAAUACUUAGCGUGACUCGACUUUGGGUCUGAUCUAUUCUGUUCCGGUUGCAUCUUUAACAGUUAUACAAGAUAUUUUAAAAUGUUUGGCAGGAGUGUUCAGGUUUAUUUAACUAUGCUGUUUAUUAUCAAUAAGCUAGGCUCUACUCGUCUAGUAGAGCAUAUACAAGACGAGUAUAUGCUUGUCUAGUGGGAGAAUGGGCAGUGGGAGAAUUUGUCUACCUCCUUCUCAAUCGAGACAAUUACUAAAUCUACUUACUGAAAAUAAAGUACUUAUGCAACUUACUUAAUUAUGUACUUAUACAUAUUAAUCUGUUGAUACCGGAAUAUAGAAUAGUUCAUUUAUGGUUAUUCCUGUGUUUGUAAACAUGUUUAUGGAUAUCGCGAAUAGAAACAAGAAAAGCCUUGUCUUGUGACGAGGCCGCCUCAAAUCCCUGUUUAUAAAAUAUACCAGGAUUAAGGUGAAUGAUUAAUAAAUGUAAUGAUUAAGAGUUGAUCCUUUACGACUGUUAAAUGCCAUGAAUAAACACUGAAUUAAAAAGGA
Messenger RNA from Gadus macrocephalus (Pacific cod), 2046 nucleotides. RefSeq names its product alpha-internexin-like. The coding region runs from base 60 to 1490 and encodes 476 amino acids. Gene Ontology annotation, biological process: intermediate filament organization. Lineage: Eukaryota; Metazoa; Chordata; Actinopteri; Gadiformes; Gadidae. The record is from RefSeq and is a predicted model, not a curated record. Gene Ontology annotation, cellular component: cytoplasm; postsynaptic intermediate filament cytoskeleton; intermediate filament. The transcript is spliced from 3 exons. Gene Ontology annotation, molecular function: structural constituent of postsynaptic intermediate filament cytoskeleton.